ACAAAAUGUCAUCGUCAAUUUUGGUAGCAGACUACGGAUCGUCUGAUUCCGAAAAUGAAGAAGAAACAACAGUUGAGAAGAAUAAAUUGGAGCUUAAAGAAGUUUCGUCAGGAGUGAAUCUUCUCGCAAGCACUGAAGAAAAAUCUGACAGUGAUGCAGAUGAUGAUGUUGCCAGUAGGACACAAGAUGGAGCCCUCUCCAAGCGUGGAACAAAAUCUAACCAUCAAAAGGAGCCCGAGAAGUUACCCCUACCCAGUGUCAUUGGACUUCUUCCAGACCCAUCAGCACCAAGUACACUAGCCCCCUCUUCCAUCUUUGCCAAUCCCUUUCAAGAGGCAGAACAGCACAAGUUGUCCAUCUUGGAGCAGCACGUGAAGCUCACCUCUGCACAGACGAAGGAAGCCGAGCUCGGCGGUAAGAAGAAAAUCUGCUGGAAGUUCCGCAACGGCAGAUGCCGCUUCGGACACAAAUGUAAGUUUGCACAUGAUAGUGACGUCCCAUCGACAAUCACAACAAGCAGUCAUCAGGAGUCGUCGCACUUGGUGCCAGCAGCUGGUAAUGAGAGAACUAGUUUUAGGGAAGAGAGCAUUCCUCAUGAGGGGUGGUCAGCGCAAGGGGAUGGUGAGGAUGGGGAAGAGGAAGUGCAGAAGAGAAAGCGCCGACCGGGCCUCAGCCAAACGCUCAUCCCCUCCAAGAAAGUGAUGACAGCCUACAAUAGACAGAACAUGCAAGAGAACCCAUGGACACAGCGUUGAUAAAUGUGGCAUAGAUUUGAAUCCCAAGUCAAUUAUUUAGGAAUUAAUGGAAUGGGUGGUGUACCUGUAGUGUCUGAAGCCCUCGCCUCUCACUAAUGUAAUGUGGCCCUGGCUCGAUUCCCAGC
Asterias rubens (European starfish) is the source of this 880-nucleotide messenger RNA. RefSeq lists its product as uncharacterized. The record is from RefSeq and is a predicted model, not a curated record. Gene Ontology annotation, molecular function: metal ion binding. The transcript has 2 exons. Lineage: Eukaryota; Metazoa; Echinodermata; Asteroidea; Forcipulatida; Asteriidae. The coding region runs from base 6 to 755 and encodes 249 amino acids.